AUGUCUCUUUUUGCGGGACAAGACAGUCGCUUGUUCUGCAGGAAUCCCCCUUCCUACCUAAUCAGGGUGGUGUCAACUGACCCUGUCACCCAAAUUAGUCCAACCGUAAUUCUGAAUCGGUACAUGGGCUGUCAUGUCCUGUUUCCUCUUCCAGGACCUUCAAUCACACACACACACACACACACCUACUUCUUGCUAGCCUUACCUACCCCAUGCGCAGCCACCGCCGCCACAAACCCAUGUCUUCUCACAAGCAGUCGACGUUCCACUUGCCGUGCUACAUCCUGUCCACCGUACUGUGUGUGCAGUGAGCUCCAAGGUUCCUAUGGGGAAGCUCUCUGUAUAGCAGCGCUUACUCCAUUCUUAGCCAGGCAGAAAAAGAUGGUCCCAUCAUGGAGGUGUAUAAGACACCCCGGUUGUCUGCCUUGUCAUCCACACCCGUUGUUCUGUGCUUCCACAGCCUGCUUCACAUCUCAGCAUCACCAUUCCCAAGUAUAUACCGAAUACUUGGUCCCAACUCCCAAUACAAGUUACCGUCCGCCCAUUCCUAUAUCUGGCUCGCACCCCCAUCCUUUCAUAAGGCAAAGCCCCUUGACUGCGUCUAACAACCCAAUCGGACCCCCGGCGCAAUCUUACUCGGCAUCUCUCCCCGCCUAGUUCUCGCUCCUCUCCAGCAACAACAAGGUCCAUCGCAGGUCAUCGUGUCCAUCUUCAGCCUUACGAAUUCGUAUAUAAUCCAACAUCAGCCAACACCU
Molecule: messenger RNA, 755 nt
Organism: Neurospora tetrasperma FGSC 2508
Lineage: Eukaryota; Fungi; Ascomycota; Sordariomycetes; Sordariales; Sordariaceae
Exons: 2
Coding region: 1-657 (218 amino acids)
Source: RefSeq, a predicted model, not a curated record